Rana temporaria (common frog) is the source of this 3898-nucleotide messenger RNA. It is a transcript of the gene ACBD3, whose product is annotated as acyl-CoA binding domain containing 3. The coding region runs from base 52 to 1578 and encodes 508 amino acids. Gene Ontology annotation, cellular component: Golgi membrane. The record is from RefSeq and is a predicted model, not a curated record. Gene Ontology annotation, molecular function: fatty-acyl-CoA binding. Lineage: Eukaryota; Metazoa; Chordata; Amphibia; Anura; Ranidae. The transcript has 8 exons.
GUGCGCGCCCCCGUGUCUGGGAGCCGGAAGUCGGGACGUGGCCGGGACAGGAUGGCGGUGGUGAGCGGUGUAGAGAGGCUGGAGGUCUCCAUAGACGGGCUGACACUGAGCCCUGACCAGGAGGAAGAGCCGCCACAGGGGGCGGAUGGAGGAGAAGAGGAGGCGGCGGAGGAGGACGAGGAGGCCGGACAGCUCAGCAUGGAGCAGCGCUGGGGGUUCAGCCUGGAGGAGCUCUACUCCCUGGCACUGAAAUUCUUCAAAGAAAAGGAUGGGAAGGCUUUCCACCCAACCUACGAAGAGAAGCUGAAGCUGGUGGCUCUUCACAAACAGGUUCUCCUGGGGCCUUACAACCCGGACACCUGCCCUGAAGUUGGAUUCUUCGAUGUCCUCGGCAAUGACAGAAGGAAAGAAUGGGCUGCCCUUGGCAAUAUAAGCAGACAGGAAGCCAUGACUGAGUUUGUGGGGCUGCUGAACCGAUGUUGCAACCUGUUCUCCACAUACGUUACAUCACAUAAAAUAGAGAAAGAAGAGCAGGAGAGAAAGAGGAGAGAAGAGGAAGAGCGCAGGAGGCGGGAAGAAGAGGAACGACAACGCCUGCUUAGAGAAGAGGAGAAGCGGAGAAGGGAGGAAGAGGAGAGACUGCGGAGAGAGGAGGAGGAGAGGAUGCGUGCUGAGGAUGAGCGAUUUCGCAUGGAGCAGCAGAAGCAGCAAAUCAUGGCAGCUCUGAACUCUCAGACAGCUGUUCAGUUUCAGCAGUACGCAGCGCAGCAGUACCCUGGAAACUUCGAGCAGCAACAAAUCCUUAUCCGACAGCUGCAAGAACAGCACUAUCAACAGUACAUGCAACAGCUCUACCAAGUUCAGCUAGCACAGCAACAGGCUGCACUACAGAAACAACAGGAGGCGUCAUUAGCUGGAAGUGGUUCCCCAGUGAACUCUCCCAUUAAAGCAAGCUCGGGAAGUGCAAUGGCAACCGGAGAAUCCCCUUCUGUGAAUGGUCAGAGUCACCCCCACAUAGACGGCACUGAGACAGAAAUGGAACCUGAUCCCUUGGAAGAGAUCCUAGAGAAUGGGCCAAAAGAGAACACGCCAGUGAUAGCGGCUCCCUCCAUGUGGACCCGACCUCAGAUUAAAGAUUUCAAGGAGAAGAUCCGUCAGGAUGCAGAUUCAGUGAUCACUGUAGGACGAGGGGAGGUGGUGACAGUCAGAGUCCCCACACACGAAGAGGGAUCCUACCUCUUCUGGGAGUUUGCCACAGAUCAUUUUGACAUUGGGUUUGGUGUUUACUUUGAAUGGACAGACACCCCGAACACAGUGGUCAGCGUUCACGUCAGCGAAUCCAGCGAGGAUGAGGAGGAGGAUGAAGAGAACCCGAACAGUGAAGAGAAAGCCAAGAAGAAUUCCAAUAAGCCUCAGGUGGAUGAAAUCGUGCCGGUAUACAGGCGGGAUUGUCAUGAAGAAGUUUAUGCCGGAAGUCACCAGUACCCUGGCAGGGGGGUCUACCUGCUGAAAUUCGACAACUCUUACUCCUUGUGGAGGUCAAAGUCUGUCUACUACAGAGUGUACUACACCAGAUAAAGGGGGAGGGCCAAGGCCAACAGCAGGGCUAAGGCAGUGAGUGGAUCACUUUUUGCUGGAUCCCUUCAAGUCAGUGUUGUCCCUCCAUCUCUCCUCAUCUUGUGAUAUUUGGGGGCUGAACCUGCUUAGUGCUACACUAACUCAGCCCAGCGCAGUUUGUUCCUUUCGUUGCCAUCAAGCCUCUGACAGUGAAAGGGUCAAAGUGUUGGAAAUCGGCUACACUGGCAACUCGUUGUUAUCCUCCUUUACCAAGUUUUAUUUUAUUUUUUGUUUUAAAUUAAGCCCUUUAUGGAGUUCUAAUCUGCAGAGGAGAAAACAGGAAGUUGUGCGUGGGAGUGGCAUGGUGUAUCCAUGGAAAAGUUCUUUGACUCAUGAAGAAUUCCUGUCUAUCUGGUGUUGGUGUGGUUAACAUCUCUUAUGUGAAGACACAAAUGACAAGCAAAGCUUCCCUUCUAAUUAUCCUGAAAAUUCUGUACUGAACGGGGAUGGUUCUGGACGAUGGGACAAAAUGUGGCUGCCCUUCUGAUUUCACGGUGGACCUGGGCUUGAAGACUUAUGUGAAACAUGGCAGAAUGAAGUGGUUCUCUCUGUAUGAAUGAGUGGGAUCCUUAAUUUAAUAUUAGAGAUAUAUAAACGGGCGGGUUUAAAAAUGGUCAGACUGUCUGCUGCAUGAUUGAUUGUGACCUUCCUUCUCUUCUGUUAUUAUUCCUAGUGAUGUAUAAUACUGUGCAGCCUGUCUGCAAAUUUCCCCGCCAUAUCGAUCUUGUCGGUUUGUCAGAAGAGUUUUAUAAUCUGGCGCUCCUAAACUUUUUCUGGUACGCAAAUGAAAUGAUCUCCUGUACCUUGUGAAUCUAAUAUUAAUCCUAUGAAUUAUGGUUUGUAAUAAUAAUUAUUCUCUAAUAUUUCAAACUAGAGUCUUUUUUUUUUUCCAGACCAGCCUGUUUUGACCGAAAGAGGAACCCCCACCUUGAAUAGCUUUGGGUUCAACCAAAGAAUUGUUGAAGUAAGGGCUAAACCCAAGAACAACAUUUUAAAUAUUACAGCUUACUGGUAUUUAGCUGAGGUGGCUGUAUUUGUUUUCCUUUAUACUUGCAUUUUCUCUAAGUAUAGAAAAAUACCUGGUACUCCUUCCAGUGAUCCUAUGGCCUUGUAACUUGCUAUGAGCUAAACUGAAAUAUCAAACCAUCUUAUCGGCCUUUACCUGUGUGAACUACAGCACACCUCCUUCCUAUGUAAUGGAGAUGAGUAGAGAGGGAGGCAUUUGCAGUCCAAUUCAUAAGAGCUGCCUAGGGUGAAGGGCCUGAAGAAAACUACAAACCUAUAAACACUGUUAUGCUGCAAUAUAUUAAAAUUUUGUUUUUGGGUUUAGAUCUUUUUUAUCUCAUGGGAUUACCAUCGUCAACGAUUUAGAGGUAGAAUAUUUCAGGCUUAUUAAGUGAUAUGUCUGCACUAAAAUCCCAAGUGGUGUUAUUAUUAGCCCUGCCCAUUUCUCUCCAGUUGUACUACAGGACACACCCUCUUUUAUAUAAAAAAGUGUAAGGUUUGUUCUGUUGUCUAGCAGGUGAGAACUGAUCAAUGCUUUGGAUCUCAUUUCAGCUGAUUUCUGUUGCACAGCCUGGCAAUGAUGAACCGGAAUCAUGUGAGGGCAGUUUCAUUCAUAAAUUCCUGUUUUAGCUAGUCUAGAGUAACACUAUGGCAGAAUAAAACACGCCCCUGACCAUUCCUUUUUAUUGUGCAUCUGUUCACAGGAAAUUUAAGUAUUUAAAUUAGAUUGGACUGAUGGGUGAUCAUAGGCACCACAUCCUUGGUAAUUUUAAAACCAAAAUGUCUAUUCAAAUGGGACUUUCUGGGUGGCAAAAAAAAAACCAUUAUUACAUAAAUAUUAAGAUGCAUUCCUUGCCACUUGCUGAAGCAAUUGUUUGCCCCCUGAUAGCCAACGUCUAUUCUCCACUGCUUCAAUAUAUUCAUUCACAGCCAAUUUGGGUCUAAAGCACUUGAUUACUUGUAGAUAUGGGGAAGAGGUGGCUGCAUUCAAUGCCUUUCGCAAUUGGCUACCUCGAGAAAUCAGGAAUUGCAUACAUUCUUAAAUGUUUAAGCUUUUUGCAGGCUUUUAACAUUUAUGUAGCUUUACCACUACACGUGUGUACUGUACCACGUGUAAUAUCCCUUGUUUGCAGAACAGUACACAAACUGUGUAAACAAUUUUUGUAAUGGACACGUAUAUGUUUUUGAAAUUUUGGUGCAUUUAUGCCACAUGGCUAUGAAAUUGUAAUUACUUUUACACUCUUAAUAUUUAUAUAAUAAUAAAAUAUGUACAAUA